GUUUUCAAACUAGCAUUUUUCUUUGUGCAGAAUCUCGCCUCAAGCGGAGGGAAAUGGAUAUGUGACUCAGUAAAUAACUUCAACGCAUGGCCCGGAGAAGGUCGUCUGUCAAACAAGACUCCAUCUUUGCGGAGGGAACACCUGAAAAGACGGAAGAUGCUUUGGAGGAUUCUGAAAACUGGCCUCGCAGACGGUCGCGAAGGCUCUCUGGACAAUCAACGGACCAGGCCGAAGAACUGGCCUAUCUACAGUCCUUGGCAAACAAACAGAGCUCAAGCAAGGACGAUAAUAACAAUGUAGUGGAUUCUACAAACAAGAACCCGGAACAGACAAACGAGAUGGCGAGAUCUUACGGCAAAUAUGAAGAGUUAAAAGACACGCCAGAUCAUUUAUACGGUCUUGACGGAAGACUUGCGUCAUCAGACGAGGAUGCGGACGUUGAUGUUGGAGUUUCUUUUGAUGAAAAUGACAAUGACAAUGAUUUUGUUACCAAAAUACGAAAUUACGUGCAAGAAUAUUGGAAGACUGGAUUUCUUAUUGUUUUACUGGCUGGAGUUCUGACCGCAGCUCUUGUGCAGGUCUAUAAAUCAAAUGAUCCACCUAAAAACGCUGACGCAGAUCGGAGCUCCGAGACGCUGAGGAAAAUUGAAGAAAAGGUGGACAGAUUGUCGACGGUAUUGCAAGCACUUGCCAAUCAUUCAGACUCGCCCUCCGACAACAAAUCGCUUCUUUCAGAGAAGGCUGUACAGGAUAUUGUUCAGGCAGCCCUGCAAAGGUAUAACGCAGAUAAAGUUGGAAUGGCGGACUUUGCGCUGGAGUCUUCCGGUGCCCAGAUUCAUGAUCCUUACCACAGUGAAACGUACGAUGUUGGUGCAGCCAGAGUGGUAGUCUUUGGUGUCCCGUUAUGGUUAGAUGUUAAACACCCACGAGUGAUACUUCAAUCUGAUAACAGUCCCGGAAACUGCUGGGCGUUUAAAGGUCAACAGGGUUAUGUUGUGAUAAAGUUGUCCAAAAUCCUAACACCAACGGCUUUUAGUUUGGAACACAUCCCCAAGUUGCUCUCACCAACUGGUGAUGGUCGAAUACCAAGCGCCCCAAAGGAAUUCACUGUUUGGGCAUGGAAGGACCCAAUUGGCAACGAAAGAGUUCAGUUAGGAAAUUAUAUCUUUGAUAGUGAUGGUGACUUUUUACAGACAUUUGAAGUUCAGUUUGUCAAAGACACGAUUGCGGUCCAGUACGUGGAACUUCGAAUCCUAAGCAACCAUGGCAACCCAGAGUACACGUGUAUAUAUAGAUUCCGUGUCCAUGGCAACCCACAUUAUUCGUAAACACCAACCAUGAUGGCACAGUCAGUUUUGAUUUCUUUGUCUACUCAGAAGUCAGCCUAGGUUUCUGCUGAGACGUCCCAUUGUAAAUGAUGAAUAUGAUUUGUAAAUUGUAAAUAUAU
Messenger RNA from Dendronephthya gigantea, 1447 nucleotides. Its product is annotated as SUN domain-containing protein 1-like. NCBI's taxonomy places the organism in Eukaryota, Metazoa, Cnidaria, Anthozoa, Malacalcyonacea, Nephtheidae. Gene Ontology annotation, molecular function: protein-membrane adaptor activity. Gene Ontology annotation, cellular component: nuclear envelope; meiotic nuclear membrane microtubule tethering complex. The coding region runs from base 87 to 1328 and encodes 413 amino acids. The record is from RefSeq and is a predicted model, not a curated record. Gene Ontology annotation, biological process: nuclear envelope organization. The transcript has 14 exons.